CUCCUCUCUCUUUCUCUCUCUCUAUCUCUCUCUCAACCCCUCCCCUUCUCGACAUUUUUUUGUUUCCGCCCCCUCUUAGCCAGCUCAUUCAUUCAACACCCAUCACCGAACCAAAACCAAAACGUCUCUCUCUCUCUAACACUUUCUCUCUCUACAGCUCCAUCUUUUCAACGUUUUCUCCACCAGAUCUCUCGGGCUCAGCCUUGGGAGAUGCGUGCUUGUUGAGGAUAUUUCCCUCCCUCUCUUUUCUGCUUUUCUGGGUUUUAGAGAGAGGGAGAGAGAGAGAGAGAGAGACAAUGGAGAAUGGUGUAGAGAGAGAGAGCGGUGCGGCUGUGGAUGUUGUGGUGUUCAGUGAAGAGGAGGUGAGAGAGAUAAGUGGGUUGAAGAGAGGAGAUGAUUACGUGGAGGUGACGUGUGGUUGUACCAGCCAUAGGUAUGGUGAUGCUGUUGGGAGGCUUAGGGUUUUCGUCACUGGCGAUCUCGAAAUCACCUGCGAAUGCACCCCUGGUUGUCAGGAAGACAAGAUGACCCCUGCUGCAUUUGAGAAGCAUUCUGGACGAGAAACAGCUAGGAAAUGGAAGAAUAAUGUUUGGGUCAUUCUUAGUGGGGAGAAGGUUCCUUUGUUUAAGACACCACUGCUUAAAUAUUACAAUCAAGCAUCCAAAGGUGCCAAUGGAUCUCACAGAUCACAUAAUGGGCGAGUUUGUCAUCGUGAUGAGUUUGUUCGCUGCAGUAGGUGUGGCAGAGAGCGCAGGUUUCGUCUCCGCAACAAAGAGGAGUGCAGGAUUUAUCAUGAUGCCCUGGCAGAUGUGAAUUGGACAUGCGAUGAUAUGCCAUAUGACAAAUCAAAUUGUGAUGAUGAUGAGGAACGAGCUAGUCGCAGGGUGUAUAGGGGCUGUGCCCGAUCUCCAACAUGCAGAGGUUGCACCUCAUGCGUGUGUUUUGGAUGUGAGAUCUGUCGUUUUUCAGAUUGCAACUGCCAGACUUGCAUUGACUUCACUAGGAAUGCGAAAACUUAAAAGAGUCUCCAAAACAGUGUUUUUUAGUCCAAAUGCUCCUUCUAUUUUGGGUGGGUUCUUCCUUCUUCCAAUUGUUACUUCAAUUUAAAGCCCCAUUCAACAAUUACAGAAUGCUUCACUGAAGCUCUCUAAAAUUGUACUUGAAUUCACAGUUGACUGGUUUAGAACUAGCAAAAUUCAGUAAUUUAUUAUUCUCUUUAUUAAAAUUCAGUGCUUA
This is a messenger RNA of Camellia sinensis, 1236 nucleotides long. Its product is annotated as protein ULTRAPETALA 1. NCBI's taxonomy places the organism in Eukaryota, Viridiplantae, Streptophyta, Magnoliopsida, Ericales, Theaceae. Gene Ontology annotation, cellular component: cytosol; nucleus. The record is from RefSeq and is a predicted model, not a curated record. Gene Ontology annotation, molecular function: DNA binding.